Messenger RNA from Tribolium madens (black flour beetle), 1989 nucleotides. RefSeq names its product probable cytochrome P450 301a1, mitochondrial. Gene Ontology annotation, molecular function: heme binding; iron ion binding; oxidoreductase activity, acting on paired donors, with incorporation or reduction of molecular oxygen. The transcript is spliced from 6 exons. The record is from RefSeq and is a predicted model, not a curated record. Bases 188 to 1939 code for a protein of 583 amino acids. NCBI's taxonomy places the organism in Eukaryota, Metazoa, Arthropoda, Insecta, Coleoptera, Tenebrionidae.
UUUAAAUCAAGAGCGCUAAGUAGGCUGUUUGAAAAACCGAAGCGUCCAUUUGUGGUUAAAUCAUUAAAUUGUUAAAAAACCCCAAUUUGAAGGUCCCCGUAAAUUUCGGUAUAGUGGCCUGUGGAACGCCAUUACAUUUUUGAGCACUUAAACCGACGCUGUUUGAAAAACUCAAAUUUUGUGAAAAAUGUCGAUUGUGCAAGUUUUUCGUGCAAAAUCGCAGCCUUUUAGCAUCCUGCGACGCUUCAACUUGAAGAAUUUCGCCCAUGACUCCACUAAAACCUCUGCGACUUCGGCCUCGGCGACCCAGGCCCCCACGCCGGGAGCUUUCACAAUUUCGGGCAAACCCAGCAUUUCUGUGCCCCAAGACGCCGUCAAGGUCAGUCUCCAGAAGCCCGACAUGGACGUCCUCGUCGACACCUCCACAAUCAGUCGCCAAAUGGUCGCCGAACAAAUAUCGAAAUCAAUCGCGUUUGAUAACAUUCCGGGGCCAAUCAGUCUUCGAAUUAUUCACCGGAUUUGGGGCAUGGUCCCCAUAUUGAGUACGCAGAUCACAGGAGGGGCUAUACAGUAUUUGCUAGCAGUUGGUAGUUUACUGAGCUGGAGUGGGAAUAUGGCACUCUUUAAACGAUUUUUUGACCACUAUGGCCCCGUGGUGCGACUCCAUGGGCCGCUAGGGGGCGAUAUUGUGAUGGUGAGUCGCCCGGAACACAUUGCUGCUGUCUUCAAGAACGAGGGGCCUUACCCAAUUCGCUCGAGUCUGGAUUCUGUCGAGAAAUAUCGGCUGCAACACAGGAAAUUGAGACACACUGGACCCAUCCUCAUGUUUGGGCCAGAAUGGGAAAAGUUCCGCAAGUCCAUCGAACAGCCCCUUCCGCAGUUGAUUGCUCGCCAAUACGACAAAAUCGACGACGCUUGCAACAAAUUCAUCGCGCGGAUUGCCAACAUCCGGAACCGUCAAGAGGAAGUCCCUGGAACCUUCCAGAAAGAAAUCUACAAAUGGUGUCUGGAAUGCAUGUGUUUGGUGACGUUGGAUAAAAAAUUGGGAUUUUUGGAUCCUUGUGGUCUGAGUUCAACAUCGGAUCCCGGUGUGCUCCUCGAUGGCUUGAUAAAAGCGACUAAAGCGAUCCAACGAUGCGAAUACGGGCUUCAUUUGUGGCAAUUUCUCCCAACACCUGCAUGGAAAUCGCUUGUGGAAAACUGCGAUGCGAUUGAUAACGUAUUGAGCAAGUACGUUCAUCGUAUCCAACUUUUGAUUAAAGAGAAGAAAGAAGGCGAUGCUGUUAAUAAAGAAGUGAAUUGUUUGAUGGAAAAUGUGCUUUUAAAGCCGGGAAUUAUGGUUGAAGAUGCAAUGACUAUUUUGCUUGAUAUGAUGUUGAUUGGGAUAAAUGCAACGGCGCACACUAUUGCAUUUAUGUUGUAUCAUUUAGCGAAAAAUCCAAGAUGUCAAGUGAAACUCUACAAUGAGAUUGCGCGUCAACCGGCGAAAUUAUCCAAAGAUGCUUUGGCUGCAAUGCCCUAUCUUCAGGCCUGUAUUAAGGAGACUUUAAGGCUCAAACCACCGAUUCCCCUAUUGGGGCGUAUCCUCAAUGAUGAUUUGUCAAUUUACAACUACCAUAUUCCGAGAGGAACUUAUUUAUUGAUGGUGACAAGUUUGUCAAGUUGGCGUGAAGAGUAUUUCGAAGAUGCUCAUAAAUUUAUGCCAGAACGUUGGUUAUCACCCAUUGAUGAUAUGCAAUUAUUUGCGUCGAUUCCUUUCGGUUAUGGAGCUAAAGCUUGUUUAGGUAAGGAAUUGGCCGAGAUGCAAAUUGGAGCUUUGAUAACUAAGAUUUUAAGGAACUUUAAGAUUGAGUAUCUUUAUGGCGAUAUCAACAGUACCAACAAACUAUGGGCUGCGCCUAAUAAGAAACUAAGAUUUAGAUUUGCUGAACGUGUUUAAUAUAUGUUUGUGUUGUUGAAUGAAUUGAAAUAAAUUUACUUGAAAGCUUA